This is a messenger RNA of Mya arenaria, 963 nucleotides long. RefSeq lists its product as uncharacterized. The coding region runs from base 1 to 963 and encodes 320 amino acids. The transcript has a single exon. The record is from RefSeq and is a predicted model, not a curated record. NCBI's taxonomy places the organism in Eukaryota, Metazoa, Mollusca, Bivalvia, Myida, Myidae.
AUGCAGCUGACAAAGCUUACUUCAAUGCGAGAUGGACAUAGGAAAGUUGUCGAAAACCUACUUUUGAAGUUUGAGGAGGAAUCAUCUAAUUUUAAGCGCAUCAAGUUGCUGGAAAUUCUAGCGGAGAAGGCGGAAACCAUCAAAGCCUUAUGUGAGAAAAUCGUAAGUCAUGCAGAAAUUGCUGACUUGGGGACGGAGCUUGUUGAAAGUGAGGAAUACUCUACCGACCUUGAAUUGAAACUGCUGACACACCGUAGACAAACACAACUUGCAUCCGAGAACACAGACUUAUCCAAGAGUGACGAAAACAAGAAUCGCAAUGCAGAGGCGAUACAGAUAAACGAACCGUCAGCGCCAUCAGAAGUGAUGCCACAGCUUUAUCACAAAUUGCCACACCUUUCGCUGCCGAAUUUUAAUGGUGACAUAACCGAAUGGCAAACUUUCUGGGAUUGCUACGAGUCGUCAGUGCAUUCGAACCACACCCUCUCUUAUGUUAAAAAAUUCAGCUAUCUGCGAUCGUUGUUACAUGGAAGCACUGCCUCAAGUAUUACUGGUUUCCCAUUAACGAAUGCAAAUUACGCAAAAGCCGUUGAGCUACUAAAAGAACGUUUUGGCCAGACGCAUAAGAUCAUCAGCACGUAUAUGCAGUCCUUGCUUGAACUGCCACGGCCGGAGAAUACUCCGCACAGCAUACAGACUUUUCGUGAUAAAAUGGACACAUCCAUCAGAGGCCUCGAGUCCUUAGGCCAGUCUCAAGAAUCAUAUGGCGACUUGUUAAUUCCCAUCAUCAGAGACAAACUUCCGAAAGAGCUGAGACGUAAUAUGGUCCGUGACCAUGGCGACCGACCGUGGACGCUACCGGAAGUGAGACGAGCCAUUGGAACGGAAAUCAACGGAAGGAGAAAUCCCAGUAUUCCAGAAACAUCACAUGCCAACAGCAUCCUUCCUUGCCGGAAAUGGUAG